This is a messenger RNA of Camponotus floridanus (Florida carpenter ant), 1407 nucleotides long. RefSeq lists its product as uncharacterized. Gene Ontology annotation, cellular component: plasma membrane. NCBI's taxonomy places the organism in Eukaryota, Metazoa, Arthropoda, Insecta, Hymenoptera, Formicidae. The record is from RefSeq and is a predicted model, not a curated record. Gene Ontology annotation, molecular function: odorant binding; olfactory receptor activity. Gene Ontology annotation, biological process: sensory perception of smell; detection of chemical stimulus involved in sensory perception of smell. Bases 107 to 1297 code for a protein of 396 amino acids. The transcript is spliced from 9 exons.
AAUAGAUUUAAUAAAUGGGGAAAAAAGAAAAAGAGAAAGAGAAAGAGAUGCGCGUAAGAGUAUUGCUCUCCAUUUUUCUCGAGCACAAAAGCAUUUUGACUAGUGCAUGGAGAUGAACUUUCUUGGAAAUAAAUAUUAUAAACUCAAUCGACGUCUGUUACUACUGGUUGGUUUGUGGCCAUAUGAUCAUUCAUUGUUUAGGUAUUAUCAAGUAAUAUUUUGUAACAUCACUGUAGCAUUGAUGGUGACUUUUCAGAUAGCGAAAUUAAUAAGGUUAAGACGAAACGUAAGUCUCAUGCUGAAACUUCUCCCUCUAAUUUUACCUUGUUUUAUCUGCAUUAUAAAGCAUCAAACAUUUUGUAUCUUCGCUAAAAAAAUAAAAUAUCUCAUGGAUCAUGUAGAACAAGAUUGGAAUGUACUUAAAGAUAAAAAAGAAUUGGAGAUUAUAGAGAGAUACACUUAUAUUGGAAAUAUGUGCACCUUGAUUUUUACAAUAAUCGCUUUGGUAGCUAUAUCAAUUAUUACAUUCUUACCAUUCGUACCAAUCGUCCUCGAUAUCUUUAUGCCGCUAAAUUAUUCGCGUCCACGACAACUCAUAUUUCCGGUAGAAUACUUUAUCGAUCAGCAGAAAUAUUUUUAUGUCAUUUGUUUGCAUUUUAAUAUUACUUUAAGCAUAAUACUCGCUACUCUAGUUAGUACCGAAUCAUUGUACGUAACACACGUACUACAUGCUUGCGGAAUGUUUCAAAUUGCUAGUUAUCGAAUGAAUCAAGCGUUCGACAAGAAGCUAUUACAAAAUUGCAUACCUGAAAAGCGGAAAAUCAUCGUUUGUAAAGGAAUAAUCGAAGCCAUACACAUUCACAAAAGAGCUCUCGAGUUUUCCGAAUUUCUAUGGUCUACCUUAGCGAUAUCAUACAGCAUUUUGUUAAUAAUCGGUAUUAUAUCUCUCCUCAUUAAUCUUUUCUGCCUUUUGCAAGCAGUACUAUUUAUAAAAAAGAUGAAUGAUAUAAUAAUUUUAAUUGUAUUUACCUUUGGUCAUUUUUUUUAUUUAUUCUUGGGUAACUAUGUUGGUCAAAUUUUAAUAGAUCAUAGCGCUGGUGUCUUUGAAAACAUAUAUAUCACACGAUGGUACAGCGCUCCUUUGCAAGCACAAAGAUUAUUGCCAAUUAUAAUGCAAAGAAGUAUGAGAAGUUGUAAAAUGGUCGUAGGCGGUACGUUUGUCCCAUCAUUCGAAGGCUUCGCAGCGCUUAUGAGCACAACUCUAUCAUACUUUACAGUAGUUUGGUCGGUACAGUAAUACUGGUAAGCAAUGACAAUUUGACAUUUAAAUCGUAGUUAUACUAAAUCAGUAGAAUUACUUUGGUAUCAAAUAAAACUGCAUCUAUAUAAUGUGCUAUGAAAAAAUCA